Molecule: messenger RNA, 2543 nt
Organism: Tachyglossus aculeatus (Australian echidna)
Lineage: Eukaryota; Metazoa; Chordata; Mammalia; Monotremata; Tachyglossidae
Gene: WDR88
Product: WD repeat domain 88
Exons: 11
Coding region: 1-1299 (432 amino acids)
Molecular function (GO): protein binding
Source: RefSeq, a predicted model, not a curated record
AUGGAGCGGGCGGGCCCGCCGAGCGGCGGCCGUUGGGAGCGGCGGCCCGGAGCGCCGGGACCCGGGGAUCCCGGGGGCCCCGGGGACCCCGGGGACCCCGCGUCGGUGCGGGACGCCUCCCGGCAGCGGCCCCCGGCGGCGGGGGCGGCGGGAACGGGGGCGGCCCGCCUCCCCCCAGCCCACCGCGGAAAGGCGGACAGGAUCCCCUUUAAAAUUUUAAAAGGACACAAACAUGUUGUGAGCUCCUGCCAUUUCUGCUUUGAAGAUAAAAAAAUUCUCUCUAGCUCCUUCGAUCAAACUGUGAAACUGUGGGAUGCUGCUACAGGUGUUAAUAUUCAUGAUUUUGAAGAAAAACAUACAGCGCCUAUUUCAGAGUGCAGUGUGUCAGCAGAUAGCAGAAGGGUCGUUACGGCAUCCUACGACAAAACAAUAAAGGCUUGGGAUGUGGAAACUGGAAAAAUGUUGUGGUCCCUCAGCCAUGAAAACAUUAUACUUUCAUGUAAAAUUUCUCCUGAUGGCAAAUAUGUGGUAUCCGGUUUGGAUGUAGGAAAUGCAAUCUGUGUCACUGAUGCCGAAAGUGGUAUAAAUAUCACAUAUGUCAGAGAUCAUCAUAAAAGGCCAGUGACUGGAUGUUGUUUCGAUCCUGACAGUCAGCGGGUGGCUUCAGUCUCAUCUGAUAGAACGAUAAAGGUUUGGGAUAUAGCAGCACGAACGACACUUCUCACAAUUCAGGAAGCGCAUUCCAACAUCAUCUCAGAUUGCUGUUUUACCUUCAGUGGACAUUUUUUGUGCACAGCAUCUUGGGACAAAACCUUAAAAAUAUGGGAUGUCAAAAUAGGGGAAUUUCGCCAUCGUGGAGCUUGUAUGAGCUUGCUGCAGGGUCAUGAAGGUUCAAUUAGUUGCUGCCUUUUUUCCAAAGAUGCUUCUCUUCUGGUGUCUGGAGCAUAUGACAAAAAUGUUGCUGUCUGGGAUGUAGCAGGAGGAUAUAGGAAGCUAAUUUUAAAGGGACAUGAAGACUGGGUGAUGGAUGUUGCAAUUAGCAGCAACAGGAAAUGGAUUCUCUCUGCUUCGAAGGAUUCUACAAUGAGGUUGUGGGAUAUUGAAAAAGCUGAUAAGAUUCCAGAAGUAAUAGAAAAUAAAUUAGCUAAGGGUAUCACAAUAGCUCAGUGUGAAGACUGUAAAAAGCCUUUUUCACUCCUACAAAGCAAUGGCAGUUUUAAAGUGGAAACGAAAUGUGUAUUCUGUCGACUGGCCUCUCCUUCAAGACAGGAUUUGCCAUCACCACCUGAAGUAAAUUGAUUACAGGCUAUUGGACAUGUAUAUGCUCAGAUAAGUUUUCCAUAGGGUUUGAACAUGCUGGCUAGCAUGUAGAGUGCUUUGGAAAUCGGGAUCUUCUAUUGAACACUUGCAGGCGUGGAUAUUUCACUGGUGUGUUUAAUGCAAAAGGUCACGACUAAAUCUCAAGGUUUGGGAAUCUGUUUGUGGUAUUUCACAAAAAAAUAUGAUUGUAUUCUGCAGUAAAAAAUUGAUUUAAGUGAAUAGACAUAAUAAAAUCUAGAGUUUUUUGAGGGGUAUAGUCUGGAGUUGAACUUUUAAAAUAAUUUGUAUAUUUAGCAUAUACCUCAACUGAAUACUUUCUAUAAUCAUAUUGUUAUAUCUACAAGAAGAAUAGAUGAAUUCACUUUAUUUCCUGUGGGACAUAUCGAAAACAUUGAAGAAAGAACACACUAUUCUAUGAAGUUUUGGAAUCUGUAUUUCAUAUGAACUUUCUGUGUGUUAAAAAUGCCUUUGGUACAGGGUCAUUAAAAUCCUCUUCAGAGUUUGUUGGAAAAUGUUUAAAUGCAAGAUUAACUUGUAUGUCACAUGAUCAAAUGUGACAAACCGGUUUUGUAUAUUAACACUGUGUACUCACAGUCAAUAAAAGAUUAAGUUCCAGGAUAUUAAACCAUUCAUUACAAUUGCUUUUGUAACCCAGUGGCUUGUUCAUCCAAGAGUGAAGGAGUAUGUUUUAUGUAGGUAGGUAACAGCUGGUAAUGGCAAAGUUGCUGAAAAUGGAAGUCAGUUAUGAAUUUGGAAUUUAAUGGCUUUGUUUUUAAACAACCCAAAGCAUCUUGAAGCCCAGGCUGUAUGGAUGGCUCUUCAAACCAAAGAGAAAAGGAAACAAUUUAAAUGGGAAAGGUUUCUUUCCUAUGGUCAUCACCAUCAGUUAACACGAAUCCCGUACUGACGUAUGCAUGGAUGAUCCUUAUGCUGGUGACUUCCAGGAAAGCUAUUAGUGAUCAGUAAAAUUACCCAAGUUUUUUUUCUCUCUAGAAGGGCUACUGGGUAAUGCUUCCUCUUUUAUGAAAUUGUCAUCGAAAAAGGUAGAAGAUAAAUGAAUUAGCACAGGAUAAUGCAUUUGUCCAACCUGAAGAUUAUUGGUACUGUAAGUAGAUUUUUCUUUUCCACCCAUAGAGAACCUUGUUUGGAGCCUUUGCCCUUGGAUUCUUUGCUUAAAUUCAUUUUAGUUAUUUUCCAAAUAAAAGCUGCAGAAAAAAAUGGAA